CAAACUUUACAACCAUUCAACAUGAGCAUGCGUACCAGGAUGCCAAGAAGGAGUAUGACGACGUGAAGGCAAAGCUGGAGAGAUUGGAGGAGCUGAGCAUCAAGACCGAACUUAGCGUCGCGGAAAAGAAAGAGUUGGAUAGGUUGGAGGUCGAGCUUAAGACGAGACGAGACGCGACAAGUGAGAAGCGCAAAUGCGGGAGCUUGGCCAUAACGAUAAUACCCGAAUCCGAGUUGAGGAAGGAAACGUAA
Messenger RNA from Paraglomus brasilianum, 251 nucleotides. The record is from the annotation of a GenBank genome assembly. Lineage: Eukaryota; Fungi; Glomeromycota; Glomeromycetes; Paraglomerales; Paraglomeraceae.